AUGGCCAGCUCAAAAUCAGUGUCCAAUAGUAGACAAGAGACUGACUGUACAAACAUUACCACUAUAUCUGACAUCUGGUUGAGUGACAAUCACUGCAAUCACACAACUAUGACAUCCACUCCAAGAAGUGCUGGCGAAGACUCUCUCAACGAGUCGUGGGUCGAAGUGAACGGUAGCCAAACGAUGGGAACUCCCGUUCAUCUGAUGGGAAGAAGUGGUGGAAUACACAGUGGUUUCCAUAGUCUCGAAAGACUUCUAUGGGAAGCACAGAAAGAGAGCAAUCAGUCUUCAUUUGGCGGAAGCGCUCGUAAUUCGCAUAGCAUUAGCCCAAAGAGCGCUCAAAGUCCGGUCUUUCCUGUCGAGUCGUUGUCUCCAAAUGAGUCACUCUUUUGCAAAGAUGAAAUGCUUGAACGGAGUCGACAGUUGAGCACUGAUUGGUUAUGGGAUUGGAGUACAAGAGAUCAAUUGCCAAAGGAGUGGACAUUGAAUCAAAUGGUGCCGUUGAGGAAGAGUCGUAUGAGUUUACGUCAGUGGGCUAUAAGACGAGGCCUUUUCUCCAAAGAAGUUCUGUCUCUACUAUUGCUGACCAAUAUUCUGUCCCUCAUUCUCGGCGCUGGCAUUGGUUACACGAUUUUGGUUCGGAGGACUAUAUAA
Messenger RNA from Medioppia subpectinata, 654 nucleotides. The record is from the annotation of a GenBank genome assembly. NCBI's taxonomy places the organism in Eukaryota, Metazoa, Arthropoda, Arachnida, Sarcoptiformes, Oppiidae.